GGAUGGCGCUUUAUUUCUGAGGUUAAUCAGUUCUCAAAAUGGGGACACCUAUAUUGAACAAAUCUAGAUCAUUCUACACUCCUGAGAAUUGUGAGAAUUCUGUUCAAAGCAGCAGCUUAGGGAAACAGCUAAUGAGUACAGCCCUACGAGAACGGUUGAAGAAAACAAGAAGAUCCUUUCAAUCAGAUUUUAUUGUCGCCAAACAACUUAAAAUAGAUGAUGAAAACAAUAGUAAUCAGAAGGAGAAAACUUUAUCUAUGGAAGAACCAUAUUUUGUAUCGCAUGCUGAGGAUAAGUGCUUGGAAAAAGUUCCUGAUGAAACUAUGUGUUCGAAGAGUUCUGCAGAAGACGGAUCACUAUCUGAAUACAAUGGAUAUAAUAAAGUUACGCACAAUUCUUCAGAAAUUAAUUUGUUGGGGACAGACUGUAAACAAUGGGAGCUGUUGGAGGAAAAGAUGACACUAAUGAAGCAGCUUCAGGAAAAAGAGGACAUUCUUCGAAGGCUUAAAUUAGUCAAACUAUACAGAACAAAGAAUAACCCAGAAGAGUUACAAUUUCUGAUAUCAAAAUGGAGAAAGAGUUCCCAAGCAAUGCUAUAUGAGCUGCAGACAGCCUUAUCUACUGAUAACAAGAAAUUAAGUCUUACUCAACUGAUUGACAGUUUUGGAUUAGAUGACAAACUCUUACAUUAUAUCCGAACAGAUGAAGAUUUUACAGAUCCAUAAAAAAUAAUGUUUUAUUUCACUCUUAAAAAUAUAUCAAAAGAUGACUAUUUUCAAAAAUUGAAUCUAAGUUCUGAACUGUAUGACUACAUUAUUAUAAGAACCUGCUACCUCUUUUUGUUUCCUUUUUACUCCAGCCUCUAUAUUUAAAUCCUGGCCUCCUUAUUUAAUACAUUAAAUUCCAUGAUUAUGUUAUUAUGUCCCUUCUCAUUUGUUCUUAACACAGUCUCUCUUCAAAUUGCAAUCAUUCAGCCAAUUUCUUUUGCCAAGUUGCUUUAGCAUACUUUUCCAUAUACAAGGAUAUAUUUCUAUUCUUUUAUGAGUUUUUAAUUCCUCUGCACAUCUUUUGGUUUUGUAAAAGUGGAAUAUACCAGUUUUAUUAAUGACAACAGUAAUCUGUUACAAUAUAAACUGGUAAAAUUUAAAUGCAUUGUGAAUAUAAAUAUAUUGAUCAAAAUAAAUUAUGAUACAAUUUUUAUAAAACUAUCUUAAUAUAAUAAAGAAUUAAGUUGAAAGAGAAAAGAAGGGG
Molecule: messenger RNA, 1251 nt
Organism: Protobothrops mucrosquamatus (brown spotted pit viper)
Lineage: Eukaryota; Metazoa; Chordata; Lepidosauria; Squamata; Viperidae
Gene: SFR1
Product: SWI5 dependent homologous recombination repair protein 1
Exons: 4
Coding region: 39-725 (228 amino acids)
Biological process (GO): positive regulation of DNA-templated transcription; double-strand break repair via homologous recombination
Cellular component (GO): Swi5-Sfr1 complex
Source: RefSeq, a predicted model, not a curated record